AGUGAAGUUAGAGCCAACAAUCUUCGAAGGAAAAAUUGAAGGUCCACCACGAGGUUACCCACCACAAAGGGAAGAAAUUGCACUUUCGGCAGAGGGAGAAAAAUUUUGAAUCCUCCUCGCCGAAUGAUAAUAAUUUCAAUCCUUUUAUCCUUAAAGGUAACCUUUGCAAGGGAAGGGAGUCUGAGAUUUAGCUGCACUUAUUAAUGAGGUUUUCUCAUCCUUUUCCAAAGGUAUUUUCUCGCCAUUCCCGGCAGCCCAGUUUUGUGAGAAUUCCUUGGCUUAUGCUCUGCCACUUUGUUUAUUUGAAGGUAACCUUUGCAAGGGAAGGGAGUCUGAGAUUUAGCUGCACUUAUUAAUGAGGUUUUCUCAUCCUUUUCCAAAGGUAUUUUCUCGCCAUUCCCGGCAGCCCAGUUUUGUGAGAAUUCCUUGGCUUAUGCUCUGCCACUUUGUUUAUUUGAAGGUUUGCAACAUAUUUUUGGCCGCAUCGAGCCUCCUGAGGAGGUAGAGGCUACCUGUGGGCUACCCUAACCAUUUACCUGCGCCAAGCAGAGGAUUCUCCAACUUUCUACGGGCAUAAAGCAUCUAGAAUGGCUACCAAGCAGUUGAGGGGUGGAAUUGUCGCAUCCGUGAAGAGGACUGAUGCCUACAUAAGUGCUCUGGGUGAAGCUGAUAUCCCAUUCAUGAGAAGGGACACUAUCAUUUCCCAAAGGGAUCUUGUAUUAUCCUUGAAAGCGCAGUUUAUCAGUAUUCAGGACCAGAUCAUCAGCUCGGCAACUGAUCAGAGAGUCAAGGAAUCCGAAGAGAUCACGAAGGACACCUUCGUGGCCGAUGUUGAUGAAUUGCUGAAUCGCAUUGGAGCAAUAUUGGCUCAUUUCCCUCCGGAAGCUCCUCAGCUACCCAAUACAGGGGAUUUCUGCACAAUCAUGAGGGAACUCAUGCACCAGAAUCGUGAGCAAAUGAAAGAGCUUUUCAAGUCUUUUUCCCCCACCCCAAAUGCUAAUAAAGUUUUCCCUGUGAAAUCAAGUAAUAAGCUCCCUGAGAUAAAAUUGCCUACAUUUAAUGGGGAUUUCGCAGAAUGGAUUUCGUUUAGGGACAAAUUUCGGUCUUCUAUCUCAAACCAUCCCAAUCUCUCCAACGCACAAAAGCUCGACUAUCUCAAUUCAGCCUUGUCUGGGGACGCAGCUUCUACAAUUAAAAACCUACCUGUCACAGAUGAUAAUUUUGAGGUAGCCUGGGAGAUGCUUGUCGAUCGGUUCGAGAAAAAGAAUAAGAUUCUUGCCGCACACAUACGCAAUUUCUUUAACAUGCCCUCUGUCUCUCCCAAUGACCUUAAAGCCAUAAAUAAAAUUUACAAUAUUCUCUCUGAGUCCACCUUAGCUUUGGAUGCCAUCAAAGUGACAAGUCGUGAUCCUUGGCUUAUCCAAUUUAUAUUGGACAAACUUGACUCAGAGUCUAGGGUCCUAUGGGGCAGAGAAUGUGGCGAUGAAGUCCCUACCUUGGACAAAUUUCGUAAAUUUCUGAACCAACGCUGCGAAGAUGCCUCCAAUGCCUCCACUCCACAAUUUAAAUCCACGUCAAAUAAUCGUCCUCAAUAUUCCAAGACCUCUCAGUCUUCCUCUAAGAAACAAGUGAAUGCCUUUCACAACUCAACCACAGCACAGGAGUGCAAGUGCUGUAACGAGGGUUCCCAUCCAAAAUAUAGAUGCUCUCGUUUCCUAGCCCAAUCACCAUCUGAGAGGUACGAAUAUGUAAAAAAGUUCAAUUUGUGCCGCAAUUGUCUGGCCUCUCACCACACCACUUCUUGCACCUUCCAUAACUGUAAGAAGUGCCAGGCGCGACACAAUGUUCUGCUCCAUGAGAGGUUUGUUGGCGAGGCUCCUGCCAAUCCUACGGCUCCUUCUCCUCGGCCGUCGAAUACUUCUCCUGCCAAUAAUUCUCGGCCUGUUUCUGAUACACCAACCAAUCCUACACCUGGACCUUCUUCGGUCAGUCUCUCUGCUACAACUCUGCCUGCCGAUCGCAUCCCUUCUGCCUGUCCAAAGGUCUUUCUUGCGACAGCACAGAUGGACAUCCUUACCGUUGAUCACCAGAGGAUUCCUUGUCGGGUCAUGUUAGACAGUGGAGCUCAAGUCUGUAUCAUGACCACAAGGCUUUAUCAGAAACUGAGACUUCCCAAAUCCCGUUCGGACAUCUCCAUCCUGGGCGUUGGUAGUCAGGCGAAUCCUGUGAAGCAUAAAGUCACUGCCACUAUCUUCUCUCAGAAGAAUGGCCAAUCUUUCACCUUUGACUGCUACGUCCUCCCGAAGAUUUCGGGCAAUAUUCCGAACUGGGCCAUUGACUCUAGUGUCAUCCAAUUACCUCCUGACGUCGAUCUUGCUGACCCACAAUGGAAUGUCCAACGCCCAGUCGACUUGUUGAUAUGCGGUGAUGCCUAUUGGGGAAGCCUAUUGUCGGAGAGGAUCAACCUUGGAGUGGGAUUGCCCCAUCUCCAGCAAACCAUCUUUGGAUAUGUGGUGGUUGGUGAGCACCGUCCUCCUCCUUCUGUUCACCAUGUCCUCCACGUUGAAGCUGUUCCCGCCUUAGAUGAAGCACUUCGCAGAUUCUGGGAAAUAGAGGAUCUGCCUGGUGAUCCAUCCGUUACUGAACAGCAAUUAGAAGCUGAAGCUCAUUUUGCGAGCACCUACAAGAGGAAUUCCGAAGGAAGAUUUGUGGUCAAACUUCCUUUCCGAGAAGGACCUGAACUUCUUGGACAUUCACGUCCUCAAGCAAUUUCUCAACUUCUUGCUCUCGAGCGGCAGUUUGAGAAGAAACCACAACUCAAGGCUCUCUAUUCGGACGUCAUGAAAGAUUAUAUGGAGAGAGGUUGGCUUGAGUUGGUCCCGCCUGAAGAAUUCAAGUCUCCGGCAUACUACAUGCCUCAUCACGGGGUCUUGAAGGAAUCCAGCACUACCACGAAACUUAGAGUGGUGUAUAACGCAAGUGCGAAAACUUCUUCGGGACAUAGCCUGAAUGAUCUCCUGCUGAUUGGGCCUUCCGUACAACCGGACAUAGCGAUCAUUCUCCUCCAGUUUCGCCUCGCUCCUUUUGCGAUGACGGCGGACAUCUCGAAGAUGUACUUACAAGUGUUGUUGGAUCCCUCCGAUUCUAAUUUCCAAAGGUUGGUCUACAGAGAUUCCCCUCAGGAGCCUCUCCGAGACUAUCGGAUCCCUCGGGUCUGUUUUGGUGUCGCAUCGUCACCAUUCCUAGCCACCCGAGCUCUCUUCCAAUUGGCUCAAGAUUACGAAAAGGAAUUUCCACUUGCCUCUUCUGCUCUGCGAUCGAAUUUCUACGUCGAUGACUGUGUUGUCUCCGCUCCAACACUCGCAGAUGCACAAGAAAUCCAAAGACAGCUUAAGGAAGUUCUUCGUCGUGGUGGCUUCUGGCUUACCAAGUGGUCCAGCAAUCACCCCAGUCUUUGUCCAUUACCGGAUCAGGAUCCUGCAUCCGGGGAGGUUUCUGUUGAGAGUCCAAUCACAAGUGCUCUUGGUCUGUCUUGGGACUCCUCAACCGAUCAGUUCAAAACCCAUGCUCCUGUGGAUGUGUCUUUGGGGCCAGUGAUCAUUGAGGGUAAAAUCAUGCUCCAGGAUCUGCAUGAGCUCAAGAAAGGUUGGGACGUGUUGGUGCCUCCAGAGUACCGUAAGAGAUGGAAGGACUUUGUUCUUCGUCUCCAAACUAUCAAAGAUGUCAGCAUUCCGCGCUGGAUUUCUUGCUUCCAGUCUCCAGAUCGUGUUGAACUUCACACUUUCUGCGAUGCCAGUACACGGGCCUAUGGAGUUGCUGUGUACAUUGUGACUGGCUCCGGAGAUGAAUCCUGUGCGAGAUUGUUGCUUGCCAAGUCCCGAGUAGCUCCAUUGAGCCAACUCACUAUACCGAAGUUAGAGUUGUGUGGUGCUACCUUAGCGGCUGAAACCAUUGCCAAGUUCACUGACGCUGUUGGACCAGAUGCAAUCCAUUUCUGGACUGACUCCACGAUUGUCCUGCACUGGAUCCACAGCCCUCCACAAUCCUACAAAGUAUUUGUAGCCCAUCGUGUUCAGCGUAUCCGGAAACAUUCUUCGCCUGAUCAGUGGCGCCACGUAGUGUCCGAAGAAAAUCCUGCAGACAUAAUUUCUCGUGGUGUCUCUCCUUCACAGCUCAUGGACAAUAGUUUAUGGUUUGAGGGCCCCGAAUGGAUUAGAUGUCCAGAGAGAUCAUGGCCACCACCCUUCAAUCCCACUGCCUGUCCUGAGGCCAAUUGUUUUCUGAUCAAGGCGAAGGAGUUUGUCUUUGGAGUUCUACUUGGAAUGUUCUCAUCUAUUCUCAAAGUCCAACGGAUCGUUGCAUACUGCCUGAGAUUUACUUAUAGAGGUCCUCGUCCGCUUCCUAAGACCAAUUUAGCCAUUACAGCUGACGAGAUGGAGAGAGCACUCCUUUUCCUCAUUAAGAUGGACCAACAAAGCUCUCUUCCGGAGGUUUGUGCUCAGCUGGAAAAGGGUGAAGCGCUCUCACGUGAGUGGAAGUCGCUUCAGAGUCUUGCUCUAUUCUUGGAUAGAGAUGGCAUUAUCAGAGUUGGUGGAAGACUCAAGAAUGCGGAUGAGCCCUUCUCGACCAGACACCCAGUAUUGCUCCCAAGGUCCCUACUCACUUAUAGAAUCGUGCGUCAUGAGCAUUCCAAACAGUUGCACGCUCCUCCUACACUCUUAUUGGCUUCCGUCCGCCAGAAGUUCUGGCCAAUAGCUGGUCGAAAUCUUGCCAAGAGAGUUGUGCACGAUUGCCUGAAGUGCUACCUGAAGAAGCCCAAACCCUUGGACCAAUUAAUGGGUGAUCUACCCGACCAUAGGGUAAAUUUGUAUCGGCCCUUCCAAGCAACUGGUGUAGACUUCGCCGGCCCGUUCAACAUGAUCUCUUCCGCGACCCGGGGAGCACGGUCCCGGAAAUCAGGAACCCAGAAAGUCUACAUUGCCAUCUUCGUUUGCAUGGCAACGAAGGCAGCACACCUCGAGUUAGUGUCUUCGCUUUCAACGGAAGCAUUUCUAGCCGCCUUCAGACGGUUCGCAGCCAGAAGAAGUACUCCUCGACGUAUCUAUUCUGACUGCGGGAAGAAUUUCGAGGGUGCUGCAAACGAGCUUAUCCGACUCUUCAAUCAGGAAGCUGCUCAACAGGAGAUUGUGAACCGCACUCAGGAUGAUGGUAUCACGUGGAAUUUCAACCCUCCUGCCUCUCCUCACCAUGGUGGUUUGUGGGAGGCCUGCGUGAAGAGCACCAAGUACCACUUGGUUCGUGCCACGACGUCUUCUGCUCUCUCCUAUGAAGAGUUCCACACUAUUCUAUGUCAAAUAGAAUCCGUCCUAAACAGUCGACCUCUGUGUCUGCUGUCCGAUGAUCCCAACGAGAGGGACUAUCUCACACCUGGCCAUUUCUUGGUGGGAGCCCCUGGAAAUGCUCCACCGGACCCGGACCUGUCACACAUUCCAGAAAAUCGUCUCUCAUACUGGCAACAUUGUCAAAGACGGAUGCAGGAGUUUGGGAGAAAAUGGAGACUUCACUACCUCAACACCCUCCAACAAAGACCGCGAUGGAAGAUCGCUCGAGAGAAUUUAAAGGUAGAUGAAGUGAUCUUGCUCCUGGAUGAGACGAAAGAGGGUUCGAAGUGGGUGCUCGGACGAGUGGAAACCAUCCAUCCUGGCACUGACGGCAGGGUGAGAGUGGUCUCAGUGAGGACUUCAAGAGGGAUGUACAAGCGCCCAAUAACGAAAAUCGCCAGACUUCCCCAAUCUACAGAAGAGUCUUCUGGACCGCACCAAGAGGCGCACGUCCAGACCGGGGAGGAUGUUGGGGUUUUAGUGUAG
Molecule: messenger RNA, 5867 nt
Organism: Phlebotomus papatasi
Lineage: Eukaryota; Metazoa; Arthropoda; Insecta; Diptera; Psychodidae
Exons: 3
Coding region: 588-5867 (1759 amino acids)
Biological process (GO): proteolysis; DNA integration
Molecular function (GO): aspartic-type endopeptidase activity; nucleic acid binding
Source: RefSeq, a predicted model, not a curated record